Adineta steineri is the source of this 1674-nucleotide messenger RNA. NCBI's taxonomy places the organism in Eukaryota, Metazoa, Rotifera, Eurotatoria, Adinetida, Adinetidae. The record is from the annotation of a GenBank genome assembly.
AUGCUUUGGCUUCUCAUAUCGUUCAUCUUGGGAAUCGUUUCACAUAUAAUUUACAGUAAAAUUAAAACGUCAACACAAGUAUCUACAGAUGUUCCUCAAUAUGAUCAUGCCAUUAUUAUUGGAGGUAGUAUUAGUGGAAUGGUAACUGCGGCUUACUUAACAAAAUAUUUCUCUCGAAUCACAAUUAUUGAAUCAGAUGAUGUAUUAAAUCAUGAAUUAAUGAAUUUCACACCUGAAGAAUUACUAAAUUAUCGCUGUCGCGAUAAAAGUCCAUCAUCACUAGGACGAUCAGGUGUUCCUCAAAUCUAUCAGAUCCAUCUAAUGGCAGCUGGAGGACAACUUAUAUUGCGUGAAUUAUUUCCUCAACUUGAACACAAAUUAAUAAAUAAAUACAAUGUUCGUUCUUAUUCAUUAAAAAAUGAAUCAAGACUCGUUGUUAAUGAUGUGUUACUAAAUCAAAAUUUAACCGAAGACUUCAAAUGGUUAGGUAUUGAUCGUUUUACGCUAGAAAUAGAAAUUAGAAAAGAAUUAUGUUUACAAUAUGGACAUCAAAUUCAAUGGAUAUGUAAUUCAAAAGUUACACAACUCAUUGUUGAUCAAUCGUUAAGUAUUGUUAACGGUGUUAAAUAUCGUUCGAAACAAAAUAUUGAUGCACCAGCAGUAGAUCUGUAUGCCGAUUUCAUUAUUGAUUGUAGUGGCCGAAAUUCCUUAUCAAUGAAAUGGUUAGAAGACGAUUUGAAUUUAAUUAUUCCAACUGAACAAAUACAUUUUGGUUGUGGUUACACUACAUUUGUUGGUGAAAGAAUGAAGACUGGAGAUUCAUUGUUAGAUUCAAAGCCUAUUAUUGGUUGUACAGCUAAUAGUCCUGAAAAAAAUAAUGGUUGGUUUAUAAUUCCAAUACGUACAAUAAAAACAACAAAUGAAAAUUCAUUAGGUACAAUAUCAACAAUUGCAAUAAAUUCCAAUAAUUCAGAAUAUCCACCAAUUGAUUCCUUUGCAAAUCUAUUAGAAUGGGUAAAAGAUAAUCUACAUUCAGACUUUUAUACGAUUUUACAAUCAACAAAAGUACAUGGUCCAUUGGCUACAUAUAAUGGUCCAAUUGAUUAUCGGAAAUAUGUUGAAGUAUUAGGAAAAAAAUGGCCUGAAAAUUUUGUAUUAUUAGGGGAUGCAAUGUGCACAGUUAAUCCUCAAUUUGGUCAAGGUAUGACACAUGCAUGUAGACAAGCGAAAGAAUUAGGAAAAAUAUUUGCAGAAAAUCGUUAUAAAUUAAAUGAUAUUUCUCAUAUUUAUAAUAAUCGUGCUUCAGCAAUUAGUGAAGAAUGUUGGCUUGCUUCAACUGCAAGUGAUUGGAAAACAUCAACAUUAAAAGUGAUCAAAACUGAUGAAAAUGGUGAGACGACAACAUAUCAACGAAACAGAAUUUUUACGGCAACUAAGGAUCAUCAAUUAAAAGCACCUUUUCUAUUUAAGAUUAUGCAAUGGUAUACGUUUUGGUUUCUACAAUGCGCAGCAAAAUCUGGAGAAUUUACUACAGAAUUUCAACAUGUUAUGAAUCAAUGUAGUAGUCCAUUUCGAUUAUUCAAACCAUUAACAAUCUUAGCUGUCUUUCAUACUGCUUUAAAGUAUUACCUCGGUUUCUCUAAGAAAAUAUUUUUUUUUGAAUCUGAUUUUUAA